AUGAAAUUGAACAAUUUUUUGGUUGUUAAAACUGCUAAUCAGAUUCCAGCUGUUGCUGAUAUAAUGAGCUGCAGUAGGUGGGAGCAGCUAAAAUUAGGACUCCAUUUCAGCGAUAACGAAAAUAUAGAUCCAGCUGACAAAUUGCAUAAGAUCAGGCCCUUUUUGGAGUCAUUGGUUGGGAAUUUUCAAAGUAUCCCCAUGAGUGAAAAGUUGUCAGUAGACGAACAGAUGAUUCCUUUCAAGGGAAAACAUAGCUUGAAGAAUUAUGUGAAAAAGAUAUAUACAGGGAAUGUGAAGCAUGACCCUUCCUUGCCUGAUGUUAGUGUGAGUGGAAACGUUCUUCGCUUGGCUUCUGUGAUAUAUAGACACAUGUUUCACAAAUUGUAUUUUCGUAAUUGGUUCACAAGAGUUCGGCUAGUAGUUGAACUAGAAAAAAUGGGUAUUCAGUCUUUAGGAACUGUGAGACGUAAUUGGCUCAAAGGUUGUACAUUCACAUCUGACAAAGAGAUGAAAAAGGGUAGUCGAGGGAGUUAA
This is a messenger RNA of Schistocerca piceifrons (Central American locust), 534 nucleotides long. RefSeq names its product piggyBac transposable element-derived protein 3-like. Bases 1 to 534 code for a protein of 177 amino acids. NCBI's taxonomy places the organism in Eukaryota, Metazoa, Arthropoda, Insecta, Orthoptera, Acrididae. The transcript has 3 exons. The record is from RefSeq and is a predicted model, not a curated record.